CCAACCAAAGCACCAGAGUGGCAGCACAGCAGUGGUACCUCACGUGAAGCGUUCAAACUGGAUGAGUCGGCGACCUGCGGGGAUCGACGAAUAGGGGAAUGCCGUCAACCGGUCCCAUUCCAUUCAGUUUGAAUCAGUCGGUUCGGUCGGUCGGUCGGUCAGCCAAGUCGGCUUAGGAACGCAGUUUGAGUUCGCGUUGCAUUACAGUUGCCUUUCGUGCAUGAGUUUAACAGCGGACAGUUGCUGAUCCUUUGAUAUACCAUCACAAUUUACGAUUACGGAUUACGCGCACAGGAACCGAGGGGAAGUGCACCUUAUAGAAUUGAUGUAAUUAGAACGCGUGGUUUACAGUUGGUGAACAAACAACAACAGCGCAAUCGAAUUAUACACCUGGAAGAAUGGAUGCAGUGUUUUGAUCAUUGGCAGCAAUACGAGUCACAAAAUGUGCUAGUCUUAAAACUCAAACUUUAAAUAGUUUCAACUUCAACUCGUCUACCGAGUUCUACAUUCAAAUGAAAUCACGCAGGCUGCAAAGUGCGGCAGACACAAGCGAAGAACAUUAUAGCAGCAGCAACCAAAUCUACCGCCAGCCCUCACAUAGCCAACCUUCAGCCACCGCCUCCACUCAGCCGCUCGGGGCACGUCUUUCUCGAAUAUUAGCAGCAGCAGCAGCUAACCGAAGUACGGCAGUACCCAGUUAGUAGGUUCACAGGUGAAAUAUUAAGCACAGGAAAACGGAAGCCGGAGAAAUGUUGCAAACGCUGUCCCCAGGCAAAAAGCUAAUCCCGCUUUUGAUGGUCGAGCUGGUCACUCUGGCAGUUGGGUACGUAUCCUCGGAUCCGUCGCCCUCGAAGUAUAAUCCUAAUGCAAUUCGCAUCAACAAAUGCUGCGAAAAGUUCGAGGUUAUGCUGGACGGCAAGUGCACCGUUGCGGAGACCAUCAAUGCAACUGUUUGGGUGCCGCAAUUCACCGGCCGUAAUGGCGAGCAGAAUGUCCAGGUCGAAGCAGUCCGGUACGUCAUCGGGGCCCCCGACUGUGGUAGCAUGCAGAAGUGGCCCAUAUUUCACUACGAGAAGAGCGAGGACAAACUGAUUCUGUUCCCGGACGGUAAGGUGCGACACUUGAUACUGGAUCCGCACGCACGGGACGAACCGGAAGAGGAAUGGGAUCAACUCUACUCGGCCGAGCCACGGAUGGAGGCGCCGUUCCAGUACGACUACGAACAGGGCCAGUACUGUUUGGACAAGGCACUGAGCAGCAACGAACGGCAGCCGGAGGGAAUUUUCGCCACCGUGUGCUCCCCGGAAAAGGCAGUCCGGUGGACCGACAGUGACUUCCUGCUGCGCAAGAUAAUCAAUCCCAUCUGUCACGGGAUCGCGAUGAUCAUACUGCUGGUGGUGGCGGUGGUGUACUUCGUGCUGCCCACGUUGAGGGACCUCGUUGGAAACAUCGUCACCUCAAUCACGGUGUGCCUUAUCAUUGCCCAGGCUGCCGAUCUGGUUCGAAUAUUCACCGAGUUCAGCAACCACGUCAGCUUCAUCGUGGCCGAUUCGUUCUUCUACAUCAGCCUGCUGGCGGCUUUCUUCUGGCUCAACAGUUUGGGUUACUACAUCUGGAAAACAUUCCGCGCGCGAAACGUCUUCCUGCGAGUGACGGACGGGCGUAAGUACUGCUGGUACUCGGGAUACGCGUGGGGCGCGACGGCAACCAUGGCCGGUGUGGCAAUAUUUUCGCACUUUUUCCUGGACGGACCGAACGGGAAGCGAAACACCAGCAUUUUCGAGAAUCAGGAAACAAUCGGUUGGCUUGGGAUUGCAGUGUUUUUCACACCGAUCGCUUUCAUCAUUAUAAUUAACACGUUUUUCUACGUGACGACUCUGAAAUUUAUCAACCGGAUGAAUACGUACGGCAGAAUACACCACAAGUUGAAAUGCAACUUUGUUAUGUUCACUUUAAUCUUCCUCGUCAUGAGUACAUCAUGGCUCUUCCUGAUCCUCUCAUGGCUCCACUUCGAUGCACUGCUGUACACGCAUAUCAUUGUGAAUGCACUACAGGCCCCGUGCAUUUUGUACAUAUGCGUUCUCCGGCAGAAACACGUAACCUUUCUGCUGAAGAAAUCGUGCUGCUAUAAUGAACCACCGCAAGCAUCCGAUUGGGGUGAUGAGAUGACGUAUAUGAACGGAGGUGACUACUGACCCCACUGACCGAUGAUAGAUAGCAGCGCUCGCGCCGAACUAGGAAUCUACACUAAAGAAUCUCACCAACCGUGGUCUUCCCCAGAGGCUUAUCUAGCUUCGAGUAGCAGCUAGAGACGGCAGCGUAGGAGUUAACAUUCCUGAAUCUCUAAGAUUCGAAGAAAAACAAAUGAACCAAUCGACAUCCGAGCCGCAAGGGCAGCAUUAUUUUCGAAAGAAAUAACUAUACACGUCCAGUUUUUCAUUAGGCUACGAAAGAAAACGAUAAAUUAUUAACAAUAGUCUGUAAGAGCGCUAUUUCAUGUAUGAUAACACCGCUUAUUUUCCUCGGCGUACGUUGUGAGGAAACUAUGUGUUGCUAGAUUUAUAUAUUGGUAAACAACAGCUGAACUACUGUGUACACUCAAGUAGAUUAACCUUGACAAAGACUCAAUAAAUAUUAAGAUACAAAGAAU
Topomyia yanbarensis is the source of this 2650-nucleotide messenger RNA. It is a transcript of the gene mthl5, whose product is annotated as probable G-protein coupled receptor Mth-like 5. Gene Ontology annotation, cellular component: membrane. The record is from RefSeq and is a predicted model, not a curated record. The transcript has 6 exons. Bases 750 to 2195 code for a protein of 481 amino acids. NCBI's taxonomy places the organism in Eukaryota, Metazoa, Arthropoda, Insecta, Diptera, Culicidae. Gene Ontology annotation, biological process: cell surface receptor signaling pathway; G protein-coupled receptor signaling pathway. Gene Ontology annotation, molecular function: G protein-coupled receptor activity.